UGAUGACGGGGAAUUGAGUCGUCGUAGCUAAAAUUUAAGUUUAUACAGCUUAUUUGUAUUGCAUUAUUCAAUGUUAACGUAAAGUUUUAAAUUUUGUAUGUAUAUAUAUAUUUUUUCGAUUAAAGUUUUUAGCUUUUACUUUAACUUGUUUAAAAUUCAUUAAAUAAAUACGGGCUGAAGGGAUUAAUUAGCACGAUGUUUAUAUGGAUAUUUUUCGCUGUAACCGGUUUUAAAAUUUUAUUAAUGCCGGCAUACUACUCUACUGAUUUUGAAGUUCAUCGGAAUUGGAUGGCUAUAACUCAUAAUUUACCUUUAUCCAAAUGGUAUUAUGAAAAUUCGAGUGAAUGGACAUUAGAUUAUCCUCCUUUUUUUGGAUAUUUCGAAUGGAUUCUUUCUCAAUUUGGCAAUGUUGUAGAUCCACAAAUGAUUAAAAUUGAGAAUGUGAACUACAAUUCGACUAAAACCGUUAUUUAUCAAAGAUCGACGGUGAUUGCCUCAGAUAUUGUCUAUGCAAUGGGUGUUAGGAUGAGCCUUAGAGCGUUGAAUUAUAAUUAUGGAACUAGAUUUAAUUUAGGAUCAACGCUUUUACUGGCUAAUGUUGGGUUGUUGUUAGUUGAUCACAUACACUUUCAAUACAAUGGAUUUUUAUGUGGUAUUCUACUCAUAAGUAUGAGUUUAGCUUUGAAACGAAGAUUUCUGUUAUCAGCUUUGUUCUUCACAAUACUGAUAAACAUGAAGCAUAUAUUUUUAUAUGUUGCACCCGUUUUUUGCGUAUUCUAUUUGAAAUUUUACUGUUGGGAGAGCAAGAAACCUUUAAUUAGUUUUUUAAAACUCGUACUUGUUGGAUUAUCAAUUUUUUCUAUAUCGUUCGGACCGUUUUAUCAACACAUUCCACAGAUAUUAUCUAGAUUAUUUCCAUUUAAAAGAGGUCUAAUGCAUGCAAAUUGGGCACCAAAUUUUUGGGCUUUGUACAACACUGCUGAUAAACUUAUAGCAAUAUUAAAAGGAAAAUCAGAUUUUAGCGGAAAAUGGACUAGUGGUUUAGUUCAAAAUUACAGUCAUGAUAUGCUGCCUUCUGUAACACCUUUUGUCACUGUUGUUCUGACGGUUACAUUUAUGAUACCUUGUCUUGUUAAACUAUUAUUUUUCACCAGUCCAAGGAAUUGUUACCGAGAUUUUAUCAGAUCUGUAGUGGUUUGCACUUUAACAUCUUUCAUGUUUGGAUGGCAUGUUCAUGAAAAAGCAAUACUGAUAGUUAUUAUACCAUUGAGUCUUUUGACUUUGCUUGACUAUCUGGACGCAAAAUGUGGAUUUAUUUUGUGGUUUGCUGGGCACUGGUCUUUACAUCCUCUACUUUUCAAACCAGAUUUACUGCUAAUUAAAUAUCCUUUAUUAUUCGCCUUCCAGUUCGGAUGCUUUGAAGCGAUGCGUACAAUGUACUCACAUUUUAAGUUAAAUAUUUUUGAAAACUUGUACAUUUUUGCAUGCAUUCCUUUAAUACUGUACCAGGAAGUUUUGCAAUAUUAUAUAUAUAAUUUGAGUGAAAAACUGCCGUUUCUCCCAUUAUUAUUAACUAGUUUAUAUUGUAGUGUAGGAAUUUUAUACUUUUAUAUAAAUUUUUACAUAAUAUUUUUAAGAGGGAAAUCGUGCAACAGGCAAAGUCAAACGAAAGAAAAAGAAACGAAAUCUGCAAUUGCUGUUUCUAAAAAUAAGCAAAAACAGAAAUCCAAAAAGACUAAAGUACAAUAAUUUUUUAAUCUGAGAAUUUUUCCUAAAGUGAAAAAAGCAAAUUUAUAUUAUUGAAAUAAUUUUUUAAUUAAUUAAAGGCGCAUACUUUUUUUAAA
Messenger RNA from Condylostylus longicornis, 1844 nucleotides. It is a transcript of the gene xit, whose product is annotated as probable dolichyl pyrophosphate Glc1Man9GlcNAc2 alpha-1,3-glucosyltransferase. Gene Ontology annotation, cellular component: endoplasmic reticulum membrane. Gene Ontology annotation, molecular function: dolichyl pyrophosphate Glc1Man9GlcNAc2 alpha-1,3-glucosyltransferase activity. The transcript is spliced from 7 exons. The record is from RefSeq and is a predicted model, not a curated record. Gene Ontology annotation, biological process: protein N-linked glycosylation. Bases 196 to 1749 code for a protein of 517 amino acids. Lineage: Eukaryota; Metazoa; Arthropoda; Insecta; Diptera; Dolichopodidae.